CAUCGCCACGAAUUUUGCUGUUGAACACUUUAUAUAGGCCCUGCUCAUCUCCCCUAUAAUCACCGAUCUGAGCCUCUACUUUAGUCAAUCCUCUUUGCGUGGAACUGUGGACCUAGUCCUGAACAGCUGGCGCCAUAAAACAUCAAAUAAUCCACUCCUGAAAACUCAGGAAAAGGUUCUAUGUACUGGAAGGCCGGUAUUUGUAGUUGUCUUACAUAAGAAAAAUGAAUUUAGAACUCCUCGAAUCCUUUGGUCAGAAUUAUCCAGAGGAAUUCGAUGGGACAUUAGACUGCAUAUCCCUUGCAGUAACAUGCACAUUCAAUAAGAGAGGAACUUUGUUAGCAGUGGGAUGCAACGAUGGCAGAAUAGUCAUCUGGGACUUCCUCACUCGUGGAAUAGCUAAAAUAAUUAGUGCCCAUGUCCACCCAGUUUGUUCACUCAGUUGGUCGAGAAAUGGCCACAAAUUACUCAGUGCAUCGACCGAUAAUAAUGUCUGCAUUUGGGAUGUAUUGUCUGGUGAAUGCGAUCAAAAAUAUCGUUUUCCAUCGCCAAUAUUGAAAGUUCAGUUUCACCCAAGAAAUGCAAACAAAUUUCUUGUCUGCCCAAUGAGACACGCAGCUGUUUUGGUUGAUACAGAGGGAACCCACCGGGUUAUACCUUUGGAUGAGGAUAGUGAUCUGAAUAUUGUAGCAUCAUUCGAUCGUCGUGGUGUUUACAUCUAUACUGGCAAUGCUCGAGGUAGAAUAAUUGUCCUCGAUUCCGAUACCUUGAGCAUCAAAGCAUCCUAUAAGAUAUCCCAGGGUACAGUCAGUAAUACAGCAGUGAAGAGUAUUGAAUUUGCCAGACGUGGAUCAUGUUUUUUAGUCAACACAUCUGAUCGUGUAAUACGUGUCUACGAUAGUACAGAAAUAUUAGCGUGUGGUGAAGAUGGGGAACCAGAGCCAAUUCAAAAACUUCAGGAUUUAGUCAAUAAAACAAUGUGGAAGAAAUGUUGUUUUUCUGGUGAUGGAGAGUAUGUAUGCGCGGGUUCUGCCAGACAACAUGCACUUUACGUUUGGGAAAAGAGCAUUGGAAAUCUAGUAAAAAUAUUACAUGGUACCAAGGGAGAACUAUUAUGUGAUGUGGUUUGGCAUCCAGUUCGGCCGAUAAUAGCAUCAAUAUCAUCAGGAGUUGUUUCGAUUUGGGCGCAAAAUCAAGUUGAAAAUUGGUCCGCAUUUGCUCCCGAUUUUAAAGAGUUGGAUGAAAAUGUUGAGUAUGAAGAGCGUGAGAGUGAAUUCGAUUUGAGUGAUGAGGAUAAAUCAGUUGUACAGGGAGAGGAGGCACAUGAUGAAGAAAUUGAGGUAGAUGUUGCUGCCAUUGAUAGGGUAGCUGCAUUCUGUAGCUCUGAUGAAGAGACUGAAGACAUUGGAUCUCUACAGUUUCUCCCUAUCGCCCCAGACGUCGAAGACAUUGAAGAAAGUCAGCCACAAGCACAUGAACCGCCAUUGAAGAAACAUCGUUCACAUGAUAUUCAUUUGUUGGGAGCUCCUGUAGAUGAAACUCAUCCUCUAUUGAACAAAGGAAAGGAUAAACCAGCAGCCAAGAAAGGACGACCCCGACUCGAGCACCGUAAGGGCAAAUAAGAAUUAUUGAUUUCAUAUUGUCCCUCUACUGAAAGUUGAACAUAGGUGACUGGAAAGUGCUGCCUCUUACAACUGAAUACUGAAGUAAAACACGUUCAAAGGUUAUAUUUCUUAUUGGACUUAUUUUGAUGGGAAGACUAAUCAUUCGUGACAAAGAUAAAAAGCCAACAGCCAUUUGAAGUGUUAUCAAAUAUAUACCUCCACAUAAAUGUAACUGAAAUUUCAAGAUUAAAGAGUUGAUCACGUGA
Messenger RNA from Diachasma alloeum, 1870 nucleotides. It is a transcript of the gene Rbbp5, whose product is annotated as retinoblastoma-binding protein 5 homolog. Gene Ontology annotation, molecular function: protein binding. The coding region runs from base 225 to 1622 and encodes 465 amino acids. The transcript is spliced from 5 exons. NCBI's taxonomy places the organism in Eukaryota, Metazoa, Arthropoda, Insecta, Hymenoptera, Braconidae. The record is from RefSeq and is a predicted model, not a curated record. Gene Ontology annotation, cellular component: Set1C/COMPASS complex.